AUGGCCGAGGGCGCGCGGAGGCGGGCGCCGGCGCUGCUGGAGGCGGCCCGCGCGCGCUACGAGAGCCUGCACAUCUCGGACGACGUGUUCGGCGAGUCGGGCCCGGACAGCGGCGGGAACCCCUUCUACAGCACCUCGGCUGCCUCGCGCUCCUCCUCGGCCGCCUCCUCGGACGACGAGCGCGAGCCGGGGGCCCACGCCGCCCCGCCGCCGCCGCCGCCGCCCUGCGCCCCGGACGCGCCGGAGCCCGAGGAAGACGAGGCGGGCGCGGGCUGGAGCGGAGCCCUGCGGGACCGGCCGCCCCCGCGCUUCGAGGACACCGGCGGUCCCACGCGAAAGAUGCCCCCCAGCGCCAGCGCCAUGGACUUUUUCCAGCUGCUUGUGCCAGACAACGUCCUCAAGGGCAUGGUGGCACAGACCAACAUGUACGCCCGGAAGUUCCAGGAGCGGUUCGGGAGUGACGGGGCCUGGGCGGAGGUGACGCUGGCCGAGAUGAAGGCCUUCCUGGGCUACGUGAUCUCCACCGGCGCCUCCCGCUGUGAGUCUGUGCUCGGCGUCUGGAGCAGCGGCUUCUACGGCAACCGCAGCCUGGCAUGCGCCAUGAGCCAGGCGCGCUUCGAGAAGAUUCUCAAGUACUUCCACGUGGUGGCCUUCCGCUCCAGCCAGGCCUCGCACGGCCUCUACAAGGUGCAGCCCUUCCUCGACUCCCUGCAGCGCGGCUUCGACGCCGCCUUCCGGCCCUCCCAGACGCAGGUGCUACACGAACCCCUGAUUGACGAGGACCCCGUGUUCAUCGCCACAUGCACGGAGCGGGAGCUGCGGAAGAGGAAAAAGCGGAAAUUCAGCCUCUGGGUCAGGCAGUGCUCGUCCACGGGUUUCAUCAUCCAGAUUUACGUGCACCUGAAGGAAGGCGGGGGCCCCGAUGGCCUGGACACCCUGAAGAAUAAGCCGCAGCUGCACGGCGCGGUGGCCCGGAGCCUGUGCCGGAACGCGGCCGGCAAGAACUACAUCAUCUUCACGGGGCCCAGCAUCACCAGCUUGAGCCUCUUUGAGGAGUUUGAGAAGCAAGGGAUCUACUGCUGCGGCCUGCUCAGCGCCAGGAAGAGCGACUGCACCGGCCUCCCGCCCUCCAUGCUGGCCAACCCAGCCACGGCCCCCGCCCGCGGCCAGUCCCAGAUCAAGGUGAAAGGGACCAUGUCUCUGAUCUGCUGGUACAACAAAGGAUACUUCCGCUUCUUGACCAACGCCUACUCCCCGGUGCAGCAAGGCGUCAUCAUCAAGAGGAGGAGCGGGGAGAUCCCCUGCCCCCUGGCUGUGGAGGCGUUUGCCGCACACCUCAGCUACAUCUGCAGAUACGACGACAAGUACAGCAGGUACUUUAUUUCUCACAAGCCAAACAAGACCUGGCAGCAGGUGUUCUGGUUCGCCAUCAGCAUCGCCAUCAACAACGCCUACGUCCUGUAUAAGAUGUCGGACGCCUACCAUGUGAGCCGGUACAGCCGGGCGCAGUUUGGGGACAGACUCGUCAGGGAGCUGCUGGGCCUGGAGGACACCUCAGCCACCCUCUGAUGCUGGGGACCAGGUCGAGGGAGGGUGGGAGGCAGAGGACAGCCUGCGUGCCCCCCAGCCAGCCCUGUCCGAGACCCAGGACGCCCUGGUGGGGGACUUGCUGCCUGGGACAAGGACGUGGGCAGAGGGUGGCAGCUGUCCCGGUUUCCAUGGAGAGAAGAACAUGGCUCCCCAUGUCACGAGUGCUCUGGGACAUUCCAUCCUUGAGACACCUGCGGAGCCUCUCAGCGAUGCCAAGACUGGAAAGCAGCCGUGGCAGGAGGAGAGAGAGACCACGGUCAAGUUCACGGUGGGGAAGCAGCCACCGCCGGCUCUGCAUGACUGGGACGGUCGGUGUGUGCAGAGGCCAGAGAGUUUUCCAGCAUGUCCGAGUAGCUUAGCAUGGGUCUCUUAACGUAAGAGACACAGCCCGGUUGCCAUUAAAAUGAAGGGAUGGUGUUUAUUCAUCCUGCUCUGACUAAUAAAAGGGGCGCCCCAUGCGUUUCCUCUGUGGGGCUGGGGGCAGGGACAAAGGGAAACACCAGGAGAAUCACAGCGAAGGGUGACGCUGUUUUUUAUUUUAAAUAUAUCUUCAGGUUAUUUUCUUACUGUUGCUUACGGUCUCACACAACAGGCAGACGCGCCCUUGUCCCCACCGGGGCCUUUUGCAUGAUCCCAGUUCUGUGCCCUGUGCCAUGGGGGGGCCGGGAAGGGCGGCCAGGGCAGACACAGCUGCUUCCACCAGGGCCACGGGGAACCUAUGGGCACCUUGUCACAGACAUCAUCACUGGCAGACUUACUUGUUUUGGAAAACAUGUAGCAUUGCCAAAACAAACAGCACAGUUCCCCACAGUGACCACUUGCUAACUGCCUUGCCCCUGGGCACAGUGACCCUGGCAGCAUCUGCCAUCCUGAGUGAUCCCGCAGCCCCGGGCAAACCGGCCGCGGGGCUGUGGUCACAGCCUGGGUUGAGUGCGGUAUGUCACGGGGCUGAGACAUGCUCACUACAGGACUGAGGACACCGUGUGACCAGCAGCUGGCAGCGAGCUGGGGCUCUAUAAUCUCCCGAGACACCUGGGGCUCCUUCAGACCCAGGUUGACAUGUCUCGACAGAAGCCUCAACACCAGGGUGGUCGACAGGUCUGACACUCCCCGCAGACAAGAAACAAGUCAUUUCUGGAGUCACCAGCCCUUCUUUAACCCAACUUAUGUAACCACCUCAUUUCUACAACUGCGGAAUCUAUUCGACUCAGGCUUUGGGACUUUUCCUUGUUUAGACCCGUUAAUUAAAGUGUCGCUGGCAGCAUGCUCCUGAAAUACCAUUGUCUCUCCGUCGUUCUCGGCGACGACCCUCGCCCUGUGGGUUUAAUUCCAUGCCACGGACUGUAGGCCAAACUUUAGAUCGUGUUUCACAACACCUUUGCCGUGCCCUUGGAUUGGAUCGAAAGCACUUUUACCACGUGGAGAAAUAUAUUUUUAAUUUGUGAUGCUUUUCUACGAGGUCCACUAUUUCUGAGUUUAAUGUGUUUCCAACACUUAGGGAGACUUUAAUGAAAGCCGAUAAAUUUUC
This is a messenger RNA of Cynocephalus volans (Philippine flying lemur), 3118 nucleotides long. It is a transcript of the gene PGBD5, whose product is annotated as piggyBac transposable element derived 5. Gene Ontology annotation, molecular function: transposase activity. The record is from RefSeq and is a predicted model, not a curated record. Lineage: Eukaryota; Metazoa; Chordata; Mammalia; Dermoptera; Cynocephalidae. Bases 1 to 1569 code for a protein of 522 amino acids. The transcript has 7 exons. Gene Ontology annotation, biological process: non-replicative DNA transposition.